AUGGGUUCCAGUCAAGUUCCGAUACGUGUUGAUGAACACUGCCUGAUUCCCCUGUCUGAUACGACCGUUCUCUCCGCGCAGAUUUGGCGCCCCGAGGAUUCUAUUGCCAGUCCAGUACCGGCGAUUCUUGAGUAUCUGCCGUAUCGAAAGCGCGAUUACACAGCACCCCGAGAUGCAUCGAACCAUCCCUACGUCGCCGCUCACGGGUAUGCCUGUGUGAGGGUGGACAUGCGCGGAACAGGUGACUCGGAAGGAAUCUUGAGGGGAGAGUACCUCAAGCAGGAGCAGGACGAUGCCCUUGAGGUUUUGCGAUGGAUAGCCGGCCAACCCUGGUGCACCGGGUCCAUUGGAAUGAUCGGGAUCUCCUGGGGUGGCUUCAAUGGCCUCCAGGUAGCCGCCCGUCGGCCUCCCGAGCUCAAAGCCGUCAUCACAAUUUGCUCAACCGACGACCGCUACGCCGAUGACAUCCAUUAUAUGGGCGGCUGCCUCCUUGUUGAAAAUUUCCUGUGGGGUGCCACCAUGUUCAGCAUGAACCCUCUGCCACCAGAUCCAGCCCUCGUCGGGGAGAAAUGGCGAGACCUCUGGUUGGCCCGAUUGGAAGCGGGUGGUCUGUACGUGGUAGACUGGCAUCGUCACCAGCGUCGUGACGAUUUCUGGAAGCACGCUUCUAUCUGCGAAAAUUACGACGAUGUGCAGUGCCCCAUCUAUCUGGUUGGAGGAUGGAUGGAUCCAUACUCAAACACUAUUUUCAGCAACCUCCAAAAUCUCAAAUGCCCUAAGAAAGGGUUGGUCGGACCCUGGGCUCACAAGUAUCCGAAUUUUGCAGAGCCGGGUCCCCAAAUCGGGUUCCUGCAAGAGUCUAUACGCUGGUGGGAUAAGUGGUUGAAGAACGUGGAAACGGGUAUCAUGGAUGAGCCAGAGCUUCGUUGCUAUAUACAAGACACGGUACCACCAAGAACUCAUUACGACUUUCGACCCGGCCGUUGGGUUGCUGAGAGCAGCUGGCCAAGUUCGAAUGUGACCCCACACAGCAUGAGUCUUGCACCAGGGUGUCUGACAACCGGGAUUUCUCCCAGCAGCGAGCGUUUAACCUUUUGCUCGCCACAGACGACGGGAUUCGCCUCUGGCAGGUGGUGCGUCUUCGGUUUGGACGCUGAUGCACCGGCCGACCAGCGGCAAGAGGCUGGAGGGUCUUUGAUCUUCGACAGCCAAGAGUUGACUGAACCCUUGAACCUCCUCGGUGAAGUAUCCCUCCAGCUCAGGAUUGCAAGUGAUAAGCCCAAUGCAGUCCUCGCUGCCGUUCUCUCCGAGAUAUUACCCGACGGCUCGGCCACUCGGAUUUCAUGGGGUCUUCUCAACCUGACGCAUCGCAACAGUCACGCCGACUUGGAGUUGCUCGAACCUGGUCGUUUCUACGAUGUCACCGUCAAGCUGAAUGAGCUAGGCCAGCAAAUCGGCGUAGGAAGCCGCAUCCGACUGGCCUUGUCCACUUCCUACUUCCCAACCAUCUGGCCAGCCCCUGAGGCUACGAAUUUGACGAUAGAUUGCGCUCAUUCCACGCUGAAUCUGCCCUUCCGUGCUGAGAGUCACCUGGAUUCCGUUCUCAAGCCAUUCGAACCCGCGGUCAACGGCACACCCCUCAAGACUCGCAUAAUACGCCCAGCUCGGUCGAGUAACAAAGUCGUGCAGGAUCUGAAUUCGUCAGUCGUCACGAUCCAUCUCGAAGAAGAUGCCGGGCUCUGGGAAAACAAAGAAACUGGCUGGCGCUAUGGAAGUGAACAGAGCGUUAUAUGUUCUGUACAUCCGGACGACCCAUUGUCGGGUCGUGCAGAGCAGCGGUUCCGGAAGGAGUUCGGGCGCGAUGAGCUGGAUCUCGCUGUGGCCGGGUGGGCGAAAAUGUCGGCCACUCGGACAGAUUUCAAGAUGACGGCACAUCUCGAAGCUUGGGAAGGGAAAGAGCAGAUUUUCAACCGGGACUAUUCCUUUGACAUUCCUCGUGACUGUGUCUAG
This is a messenger RNA of Exophiala spinifera, 2010 nucleotides long. RefSeq lists its product as uncharacterized. Gene Ontology annotation, molecular function: dipeptidyl-peptidase activity. Bases 1 to 2010 code for a protein of 669 amino acids. NCBI's taxonomy places the organism in Eukaryota, Fungi, Ascomycota, Eurotiomycetes, Chaetothyriales, Herpotrichiellaceae. The transcript has a single exon. The record is from RefSeq and is a predicted model, not a curated record.